ACAAUUUAUAGUCGAGCAGACAGCGAUUGCCUGGGCAUUCUGGUACCUACUGAUAGAAGUGGGAUCAGUCUUUUAAUUUACGGAAGGCAAACAGCAAAGACUAUUCCUCAGACACAGAAUGGAUUGCCAGGAUGGUGAUGGCAAAUUCUCCUGCAGACCUUUUUUCAACGAAAAUGAUGACGAUAUAGAUAUUGAUGAAUGGACAAUUCCCGACGAGGAUCUGAUUCAGAAGAUGGUGAAGCAGAUAGAGUACUAUCUAUCCGAUGAGAAUCUUGCCAAAGAUGCUUUCCUCUUGAAACACGUCAGGAGGAACAAGAUGGGCUAUGUGAACAUCAAGUUGCUGACAUCCUUCAAAAAGAUGAAACAGCUUACCAAAGACUGGCGUUCCACAGCUUAUGCCCUGCGCCAUUCCACCAAACUGGAAGUCAACGAGGAAGGAAACAAAGUCCGACGAUUAGAGCCAGUGCCAGACGCAGUUCUCUCCCAAGUGCCCAGUAAAGUUCUGCUGGUCUGGAACGUUUCUGAACUGAGUGUGCGUGUACCAGCAAACGCUGAUCAAAUAAAUGGUUCAGACCCCCGUCCUCGUAGCACCAUAGAAAUAGCCAUCAGUCUUUUAGAACCCUUUGGAUCCAUUAGCACUGUGCGGGUAAACAGACCAGGGAGAGAACUUCCAGCUGAGGUCCAGAGAUACAGCUACAGGUACCCUGAGUUAUCCACAGAGGAGAGUGUUGUGGUGGAGUAUGAAGAGCUGGAGGGGGCAGGUAAAGCUUACCAUGAGCUGACUCAGCCUGACACCUCUGUGAAGGUGGUCCUGGUGGGCAGAAGCUCCAAGAAGAAGAAGAUGAGUCAGGACGGGUCAUCCGUGGGCUCACUGGAGGAGAGGACCUCAGGUAAGGGGAUGGCCAUCCUCAACCGGCGCAUGGAGCAACUCCAGUCACGUGCUGAGGACUCCUCAGCCUACAGCUCCUCUGAGUCAGAAUUUGCCUCCUCGUCCCCUCUCCACGUGCCCCGCUUCUUCAGUGGCCAGGUGGUGGGGGGAUUCGGUAGCAGCCCCUGGGGCAGCCCUCGCUCCAGCCCUAGGGUCCUCCACGCACCCCUACCAGGGCCCAGGGUCUCCCCACUCCUCUUCUCGGAAAUGUGGGGCAGCCCAGACACAAGCCCCGAGCUGGGCAGACGAAGGAUCCAAGAUCAGUCCUCUGACAACCCAGCCUGCACCCCCACAGGCAGUCCGUGGGUGCAGCGACGCAAGCUGGCAGUCAUACAGACCCCUAACUCAUCCUUUGUAGAGGACAGUGUCAGGCAGAAUUGGGGUGUCGCAGCAGCUAAAAGGGCGUUGAACGGGGACUCGUAUGUUCCCCAUGGUGUUCUGCGGUUCCCCCAUGGUCCAGACGGUACCCGUGGGUUCCACCUCACUGUGGCUAGAAGAAGAUUUCAUCACCCUCUCAAAAUAUGAAUGAACUGAUUUGAUGAAUUUUAAGUGUGGUGAGUUAACAUGCUGUCAUGGUAUUUAUUAUCAACACAGUAUAAAACUAAAUAAUUUAUUCUAUUUAUGAUGUUAUACAUUGUAUGUUGUCUGUACAACACUCUGUUAGAAUGUAUGUAAUUAGAAUGUAUGGACUGUAUGUAUACUAGUCAUACACAAUAAAAGAAUAUAUUUGGGUA
This is a messenger RNA of Clupea harengus (Atlantic herring), 1662 nucleotides long. Its product is annotated as la-related protein 6-like. The record is from RefSeq and is a predicted model, not a curated record. Gene Ontology annotation, molecular function: mRNA binding. NCBI's taxonomy places the organism in Eukaryota, Metazoa, Chordata, Actinopteri, Clupeiformes, Clupeidae. Gene Ontology annotation, cellular component: nucleus; ribonucleoprotein complex. Gene Ontology annotation, biological process: RNA processing.